This is a messenger RNA of Penicillium samsonianum, 1962 nucleotides long. RefSeq lists its product as uncharacterized. Bases 858 to 1835 code for a protein of 325 amino acids. The record is from RefSeq and is a predicted model, not a curated record. The transcript is spliced from 3 exons. NCBI's taxonomy places the organism in Eukaryota, Fungi, Ascomycota, Eurotiomycetes, Eurotiales, Aspergillaceae.
UAUCAGCUCAAGGUGGCUGUUAUCAGGUUCAUCUAUUUAGAACCCCCGAGCAUGAUGGGCAAGGUUCCCCGCAUAUGCUGAGUCAUCUUUUAGGGAAACCUUGGAAUUCUCAAGAAAGUUUUCGACAUCCAUGGUUUGCCACUCACGGUACCAAGGACCUCGGGCAUAAAAUGGAUGUCCAAAGGUUUUGCAAAGGUUGCAAAGGUUUUGAUAUUACAACAUUAUUCUAUAUGUAUGCACAUGUGGAUUCUUUUCUUUUGAUUCCUCUGAAAUUUCAGUGAUGUCGGUUCAUGUGGGGGAUUUUGAACCAGACCGGGCCGCCAAGGGCUGCCAAUCCUGUUGCCUACCUACCCCAUUAUUCAAUACUCCCAGCCCGUACUCCGCACUCCAUACGGAAUAGUAGAGCAGGUACGGAGUAUCGAAUUACGACAUACUCCGGUACAAAAAUAGCAACACGGCUUCGGUGCCGAGACUUUAUGAUGAUCAAUCCAUGGUAGGUAGAGGAAUGAUUUGUGCAAACUGAACUCGCGCAUUUUAUCUCCCGGUCCGUGCCUUGGAAUCGAAAUUGCAUAGGCACAACGAUCGAUCCGCCAGUGGGCCGUCGGUUUCGGGCAUGUAUCGCUAAACAAAACAUCCGAAGUUGACCAAUCAACACUAUAAACAGACGGUGAAUAUCGGCAGUCUUGAUGCUCAAUUGACAUACAAAGUACAAUCAGCCAAGCCCGGGAAUUUUCGACUCCGCCUCCCUUCAUAUUGUUGACCUUAAAACUGCGAAUGCCCAGUCCUUCGCGCAAACAAUAUUCAGGGUUUGUCAUGUCAAAAAAGUAACUGGAGCUUCGCAGACCUCACCCGUACGGAUGAUUAUAAUCUACCUUCUGGCGAUUGCCAGUGCAUGGCAAAGAGCGGUCGCUGAUUCUGAUGCUUGUUCAAGCAGUGUGACCAUCUCGAGUCAAAGCGAGGCGGACAAGCUGAGCAGCUGCGACACAUUCGACGGAAGUAUUACGAUAUCAUCUUCUGCCAGCGGAGUGAUCACCAUCAAUAAUGUUGAGGAAAUCAAGGGCGCAUUGAUUGCUGAGGGUGCCUCGGAGCUCACGAGUCUUUUUGCCCCUGAUUUGGACAGUGUGAAGGGAGGUAUCACACUGAGUACCCUCAAGUCACUCACAACCAUAACCAUGGGCGCGCUAUCACAAGUUUCUUCGAGCAUAAUCAUCACGGGGAAUCCAAACCUGAAAACACUGGGAUUCCAAGAAUUGGAACAAGUUGACGGACAGUUGGAAUUAGCGGGAUUGUUCGACAGUGUGUCACUGCCUUCUCUUGAUCAAGUUAAAGGUCGGACAACAAUCAUAGGCAGCAGUUCCAUGUCAUGCAGUACAUUAGACACUUUGAACUCCGACAGAGUCUUCAAAAACGGCUAUAUUUGCUCCAGUGGCUCGUCUAGCCUGAGUCCAGGAGCCAAGGGCGGAAUUGCAGUGGGUGUAAUCGUGUUUAUCCUUCUGAUUGUGUUGGUCCUAUGGUUUGUACUUCGGCGACGGCGCCAGAAACAGAGAGCUAGAGGGGCCCGAUCAACUAUUCCACCUCCAUCAACCCCAUCAACUGUCGCGGCACAUGAUGAAAAGGCACCCAUUUCUCAGGGCAGUAUCUCACCUCAGGAAGAAGCAUCACGUCCAGAAGAACCGCAGACUCUCUUGCCUCGAAAGCCAGUGGGAUCGGCGAUAUUAUUGGAUGGUCGCUCAGUCUAUGAGGCCCCGGAUGGAUCCACUCCAGUCCAGGAAUAUCACGAGUUGGACGCGGGACCAAUAUUGAGCUCUCAUCAGCGACCAAUAAACGCAGACUAAGGUGAUCCUCAUUGAUGGGAAGAGAUUAUCUUGACAAUGAAUAGAACAGCCGUGAGAUAGCAUAAGCGGCAUGACAGGCAGCUUUUCACAAUCAUGCAUAUACCCUUGGAUCUUUUUGUUGAAUGCG